UCCUCCAGACUUUGAUCCCGGCCUGUGGACUCCAGAUAAAUCUCCUCUUGUUUGUUCUCGUCUCGCCUUCAGUCUCUGAAGAAAUGUCCUCCGUGAUACCGGACCACAUCCAGACUUCGGACCUGGACCCGGAGCCGGACCCGGACCCGGAGCCGCGGGAGGCCGGAGUCCUGCAGCCGCAGACCGUCUUCGUCAUCCUGGACUCGGCUGAAAGUCUGAAUGUGGUCCGGGUGGAGUCUGGGAUUGUUGCGGACAUCGAGAUUGACGGUCUGCUGCCGUCUGACUCGGACACCUUCUACCAGAUCAAGAGUCAGCCAAUCAGCAUCAGUUCGUCGGCAGCGGGCUCCUCCUCCUCGCCUUCCUCCUCCUCUCUGCCGUCCGUCAUGUCGUCCAGGGUCCUGAUGCGGCAGGACCUGAUGCGCCAGCAGGCGUUGGAGGAGCAGCAGAAGGAGGCGCAACGGCGGCGGCUGCGCUGCGACGCCGCCUCCUCGCCCAUCAGCGUGUCGACGGCCGCCUCCUGCUCGCCGCCCGCUCAGGUUCCCGUGGAGGUGCUGAAGGUCCAGACCCACCUGGAGAACCCCACCAGGUACCACAUCCAGCAGGCCCAGAGGCAGCAGGUCCGCCGGUACCUGUCCACCCACACGGCCAAUCAGCAGCCAGCACUCAUGGCAAGCCCCUCCCCCGAGGACAGCUCCGCCCCCUCGCCGUCCGCAGACAGCAGCCCCAAACAAGAAAUGGAGGACACGGUCAUCGAUGACAUCAUCAGCCUGGAGUCCAGUCUCGGCGAGAAUUUUCUGACGCUGAUCGACUCAGGAAUCCCGCUCGCUACCACGCUGCCGGUGUCAGGACACAUGCUGGACGUGUACGGCGGCGGCGGGUUGGCCACGCCCACCGUGACUGUGAGCAACAGCUGCCCGGCCAACCUGGCUGUGAAGAGAGAGAUGAGCGAUGUGGAGGCUAAAGCUCUGGUGAAGGAGAGGCAGAAGAAGGACAACCACAACCUGAUCGAGAGGCGCCGGCGCUUCAACAUCAACGACCGCAUCAAAGAGCUCGGAGCGCUGAUCCCCAAAUCCUCCGACCCGGAGACCCGGUGGAACAAGGGAACCAUCCUGAAGGCGUCGGUGGACUACAUCCGCAAGCUGCAGAAGGAGCAACUCCGAGCCCGAGAGAUGGAGGAGCGGCAGAGGAGGCUGGAGAACACCAACCGCUCCCUGCUGCUCCGCAUCCAGGAGCUGGAGGUCCAGGCUCGACUCCACGGCCUUUCCUCUCCGUCCUCCCCUCCCUCCACCGCCACCUCCUCCACCUCCUCCACCCCUCUGGACCCUCGGACCCUCCUGACCCUGCCCCACCCCCUCCCCUCCCCCUCCCCUUCCUGCUCCUCCCUGGUGACCCCCUCCCUGGGUCUGGACGCUCUGAGCUUCGCCGAGCUGGAGGAGGUGCGCGGAGCGUCAUCCGUCUUCCCGCCGGACCUGAUGAGCGACGUGGGGCUGACGGAGCUCCUGAUGGAGGAGGGGGGGGAGGGGGGGCCGGAGGAGGCGGGAGGGGGCGUGGUCAUGUCCGACCCGCUGCUGUCCUGCGGCGCCUCCAGAGCCAGCAGCAGGAGGAGCAGCUUCAGCAUGGAGGAGGACCUCUGAUUGGCCGGUGUGAGUCGGAGGCGGGACUUGUGUGUCCGAACACAGCGGUGACCAUGGUAACCACCGCCUGAGGAGCUUCUGUGGUUUUUUUUCCCCUCUGAUUCUGAAAAGACGGUGAAUUUGGUCUUCAAAGGAUCCCCGGAAAACGCUCGGUGGAACCUGAGACGCUAACAGGCGAGCUGCUGGCUAGCGGUUAGCGGUUAGCAGUUAGCGGUUACUGGUUACUCACUACGCCUCCCAUCAAACUAGCCGAUGCCCUGGUAGCUGCAGCUCCUGAUUAAAGUUCUCCACAAGAAGCAGUGAGGGACCAAUAGUUAGCUAGUUGCUAAUUAGCCGGUACCCCAUUUUACACCAGAUGUGGAGCGUCUGCCUGGCGUCCCGCGGCAAACCGUGGUGUUGAGCGUACUGUGGCAUACUGUGGUAUCCUGGGGCGUACCGUGGCGUCGCGUGCCGUCCUGUGGCGUCCUGCGGCGUCCUGCGGCGUCCCGUGGCGUCCUGUGGCGUCCUGUUGCGUCCCGUGGCGUCCCGUGGCAUCCCGUGGCGUCCUGUGGCGUCCUGUGGCGUCCUGCGGUGUCAUGUGGCAUCCUGUGGCGUCCUGUGGCGUCCUGCGGUGUCAUGUGGCGUCCUGUGGCGUCCUGUGGCGUCCUGCGGUGUCAUGUGGCGUCCUGUGGCGUCCCGUGGCGUCCCGUGGCGUCCUGUGGCAUCCUGCGGCAUCGCGUGGCGUCCUCCACAGCGGAGCUGGGCCGUUCCCCACUGGACACAUCAGCUGAGGAGGGACUCGUGGCGAGAUCUCAGGAUGGUGAGGAACCGGAUCACCUCAUGUUUCCUCUUCUGCAAAACCCACCUCUGGCAACCGGCAGCAGUUUGGCGCCGUGCCGAAGCGACCGGACGGAGGCUUUUAUUUUGAAGGAGCGGCGUCCCGUCCCGUCUCUGUCUUCUGCGUCUUGCUGCUGUUAGACUGCAUCCAGGGAAAUACGACAAUUCAACACAAUGGGGGCUAACGCUAACGGCUAAUGCUAACGGCUACGGGGUGAAAUGGGGGCGAUUCAGCCAUGUUGGCCUUUGAUGGAGUUCGCAGUGGGUUAGCGCUGCUGCCUAGCAUGUUUCGCUAAUGUAACGCUGAUUAGAGAACUGAACCACAGAAGCCAGCGAGAACAAUGAAAGAGCCCACCGGUGCACAGGCCACGCCCACUCCAAGACUUGAAGGCAGAGUGGGUGUGGCUUACUCAGGUGGGCUGGUCUGUUUGUUGAGGGGGUGGGGCUCUGCAACAGAAGGAGGCGUGUCUUCAUGUGUUGUGGGCGUGUCCUGUUCCAAAGUGGGCUUGUUUUGCUGUUGCUAAGCAACAGUGCAGGGUUGAACCCAUGAAGCAUGUUUGACUUCUGUUGCCAUAGUGACCAUCCUCCCUCUGCCAGGCAGGUGGUUGUCAUGGUGACCCCCCUCGGGGCAGGUGGUUGUCAUGGUGACUGCUUGCCAUGGUGACCGUCCUCCAGAUGGUUGUGUUCUUCCAUAAAGGGAAUCUCUUCUGUCUCUCAUUACGUCUUUGAUGCUCAUCGUCUUCUUUGUUGGUUUUUAUCUCAGUUUGGUUUUAUUUUUUUAGACAAUGUUUCACGUUGUGACUUUUUAUAUAGAAAUAAAGCUGUAAACCAGA
Molecule: messenger RNA, 3283 nt
Organism: Salarias fasciatus (jewelled blenny)
Lineage: Eukaryota; Metazoa; Chordata; Actinopteri; Blenniiformes; Blenniidae
Gene: tfe3a
Product: transcription factor binding to IGHM enhancer 3a
Exons: 11
Coding region: 84-1634 (516 amino acids)
Biological process (GO): regulation of transcription by RNA polymerase II
Cellular component (GO): nucleus
Molecular function (GO): protein dimerization activity; RNA polymerase II cis-regulatory region sequence-specific DNA binding; DNA-binding transcription factor activity, RNA polymerase II-specific
Source: RefSeq, a predicted model, not a curated record